Cucurbita moschata (crookneck pumpkin) is the source of this 1711-nucleotide messenger RNA. RefSeq names its product ethanolamine-phosphate cytidylyltransferase. The transcript is spliced from 9 exons. NCBI's taxonomy places the organism in Eukaryota, Viridiplantae, Streptophyta, Magnoliopsida, Cucurbitales, Cucurbitaceae. Gene Ontology annotation, cellular component: cytoplasm. Gene Ontology annotation, biological process: phosphatidylethanolamine biosynthetic process. The record is from RefSeq and is a predicted model, not a curated record. The coding region runs from base 221 to 1504 and encodes 427 amino acids. Gene Ontology annotation, molecular function: ethanolamine-phosphate cytidylyltransferase activity.
AGAAACCUACUUGUAGUUCACGCGAAAAUGUGGCGCCCCUAAAUUUGAUUUCCGUGGAGUUUAACUCGCCGCCAUGCCGUGGUGCCAAAUACCUAGACAUGCACUCUCGUGAAGAAUUUUGAAGCUUGCAGUAGAGAAACUUCGCUGGAGCAGGAAUUACUCUGGAGUUCGCAUCGCAGCUGGAUUUUAUGACCUGAUUGCUUCCAAUUACCAUAAAUUGAUGGGUGCUACAGCAGGAAGCAUGGAUCCGGAUGCUGGUUCCUCCGAAAAUGCUCAACGUUGGGCGAGGUUUAUAGCCACAUGCUUGAUUGGAGGGACAGUGAUCGGGGUGUCGUUACUCGGCUUACAUUUGGGGAUUCCUCAUCAGCCGUCGCUGAAGAUAUGGCGGAGGAAGAAGAAGCCCGUUCGUGUAUACAUGGAUGGAUGCUUCGACAUGAUGCACUACGGCCAUUGCAACGCCCUCCGUCAGGCUAGAGCCCUCGGCGAUCAAUUGGUCGUAGGUGUCGUUAGCGAUGCUGAAAUAAUUGCCAACAAAGGUCCUCCUGUUACUCCUCUUAACGAAAGGAUGAUUAUGGUCAAUGCCGUUAAAUGGGUUGAUGAAGUUAUUCCGGACGCGCCAUACGCCAUAACUGAAGAUUUCAUGAGAAAGCUAUUUGACGAGUACAAGAUAGAUUAUAUCAUUCAUGGCGAUGACCCUUGUGUUCUCCCUGAUGGAACUGAUGCUUAUGCUCUAGCUAAGAAGGCAGGUCGCUACAAGCAGAUCAAGCGCACAGAAGGAGUUUCAAGCACGGAUAUUGUAGGUCGCAUGCUUCUUUGUGUAAGAGAGAGGUCUAUUAGUGACACUCAAAAUCAUUCGUCAUUACAAAGACAGUUCAGUCAUGGUCAUAGCCAGAAACUUGAUGAUAGUGGAUCUAGAAGUGGAACUCGCGUCUCUCAUUUUUUACCAACUUCUCGUAGAAUUGUUCAAUUUUCCAAUGGGAAGGGGCCAGGACCAGAUGCUCGCAUUGUUUAUAUAGAUGGUGCAUUUGAUCUUUUUCAUGCUGGACAUGUGGAGAUUUUGAAGCAUGCCCGAGCUAUGGGAGAUUUUCUUCUGGUUGGAAUACAUACUGAUCUGAAUGUCAGUGCUAACAGAGGAGCUCAUCGCCCAAUAAUGAAUCUGCAUGAGAGAAGCUUGAGUGUUUUGGCAUGUCGAUAUGUGGAUGAGGUGAUAAUAGGUGCACCUUGGGAAGUUUCUAAAGACAUGAUUACAACUUUUAACAUUUCAUUGGUAGUACAUGGAACUGUAGCCGAAAUUAAUGAUUUUCAGAAGAAGGAAGGUAAUCCAUAUGCUGUCCCUAUUAGUAUGGGCAUCUUCAAAAUUUUAGACAGCCCGCUAGAUAUCACAACAACCACUAUUAUUAGGAGGAUUGUAUCCAAUCACGAGGCAUACCAGAAACGUAAUGAAAAGAAGGCCAAUAGCGAAAGAAGAUACUAUGACGAUAAGGCUUAUGUUUCGGGUGAUUGACUUUGUCAAAUCCUCACCAUUAGUGAAGUUUUGCACGGUAAAGAUGAGUAUCUUGGGCAUUUUGCAUGCAUGCGUACUGUUUUUUAUGACUAUUCCACAUCUUUGCAAGGAUGUAUAAAAGAGACAUCAAAUGUUUGACGAUUUUUUUAAGGAUGUAGCUAUAUUUCACGACUUGGAUCUAAUGACUAUUCUUUCCAUUCCUCUAGA